Molecule: messenger RNA, 1266 nt
Organism: Aphanomyces astaci
Lineage: Eukaryota; Oomycota; Saprolegniomycetes; Saprolegniales; Verrucalvaceae
Exons: 3
Coding region: 1-1266 (421 amino acids)
Cellular component (GO): lysosome
Molecular function (GO): cysteine-type endopeptidase activity
Source: RefSeq, a predicted model, not a curated record
AUGCGCCCCUCACCUGUGAGUGUUCUCGUCGCGGCGACCUUUGUGUCUUGCGUGGCUGCGUUGGACAGCCGCACGUGCCAUCGCACGUGGAAAGGUCGCGAGCAUUUGCAUCCGAACGUGUACAAGCUGCCGCCCCCCACCGAUGACGAGAUGGACGAGAUGCGGUCGCUUCCUCGGCAUUUGGACUGGUGCGAGCGGGGCAUGUGCACCCCGUCGUGGAACCAGCACAUCCCGGUCUACUGUGGCUCAUGCUUUGCGCACGGGGCCCUCGCGUCCGUGAACGACCGCAUCAAAAUUCUGCACCACGAACUAGGAUGGAAGCGCCCGGAUGUGAUGAUUGGGCGCCAGAGUUUCCUCAACUGCGCGCCAGGGCAUGGGUUGUCCCUUGGCUGCAAGGGGGGCGAACCCGCGGAUGUGUACGAGUUCAUGAAAGUGUAUGGCCUGCCGGACGAGACGUGCUUGCACUACAACGCGACGGACUAUACGAAGUAUAUCACGGCGUCCAACCCCAAUGGCACAUGUCCCCCCGAGGGCUUUUGCAUCGACUGCAUGAAAACCCCCGACAGCCCCGAGACGCCCGUUUGUUUUCCCGUGUCAAGUAUGGUUCGGUACCGUGCCAAGAAGUAUUGGCGCCUCGCGGGCGAACACGCGAUGAUGAAGGAGCUCCAACAUGGCCCCAUUACGUGCGGCAUGGCCUGUACGAAUGAGUUUGUGUUCAACUACACGGCAGGGAUCUUCCGCGACACCACCAACUUUACCGAGUUGGACCACGACGUGGAGAUUGUGGGGUAUGGCGAAGACGAGCACGGGGUCAAGUACUGGCGCGCGCGCAAUUCGUGGGGCACGUAUUGGGGGGAGAGUGGGUUUUUCAAGAUUGUGCGGGGGGAGAACAACUUGGUGAUUGAAAGCGACUGCCACGUCAUGGUGCCGGACGUGUCGGACGACAAGUUUGUGUGGGACAAGGUGCAUCCUGCGUACGGGGGGUCGAUUUAUGGGUUGCGCCCGUACGACCAAAACCAGAUUGCCCAUAUCGGGUACCCCCUGGAGAAUUCCAGCGAUAUUUCGUGGAACAAUACGCAACACUACUCGCACGAAUUGCUGCAUAAACCCAAGCGACCCAUGCCCAUGAAGCUAGGGUCCACGCCAACCCCGUCAAAUGCCUGGAUCCAGCUGGUGAUGGUGGCACUGGUGGCUGGAGCUGGAGGCAUCGUGGCGGGGGUAGUGGGGACUAGUUUCCGCCGUGCAUUGUACGAACGCAUCGGCUAA